AUGGCGUCCAACUUCACGACGUGGAAGAUUGACGAAGAGGUGAAGCUCCGCCUGACGGCGUCAGGGGCCGGUGCGCGUCCUGCUGUCACGACUGCCCAGGCGUUCCAGAGCACGUUGGCCAAGUACGGCGGUGCCAAGGCGCUGCACUACAAGCAGAACGGCGAGUGGAAAUCGUACUCGUUCCAGACGUACUAUGACAAGUGCUGCCAGUUUGCCAAAGCGCUACUCCACGUCGGCCUCGAACGGUACCAGGCCGUGAGCAUCAUUGGCUUUAACUCGCCAGAGUGGGCCAUUGCAGACGUUGGCGCGAUUUUUGCUGGCGGUGUGGCCGCUGGCAUUUACACGACUAACUCGCCCAAGGCGUGCGAGUUCAUCGUCACGCACUCGGAAGCUGCUGUCGUGGUGUGUGACGGCGUGUCGCAGCUUGAGAAGUUUCUGGCGAUCCAGGACAAUUUGCCGAAGCUUAAAGCGCUGGUGCUGUGGAACGACGUUGUGCCGGGAGGCAUUCAGUCGAAAGUGCCCGUCUACUCGUUUGACGACUUUCUCCAGCUUGGUGGUAACGUCCAGGAUGCAACGCUCAAGGAUGUCAUGGACUCGCAGAAGCCAGGCAACUGCUGCACGCUCAUUUACACGUCUGGCACGACGGGCGACCCGAAAGCCGUCAUGAUCUCGCACGACAACGUCGUGUGGACUAUUAUGAGCGUUAUUAGCAUGGUGGAGCGCAACUACAAUUACACGAUAAGCAACGAUGACCGUCUGGUGAGCUACCUGCCCAUGUCACACGUCGCCGCUCAGCUGAUCGACAUCUGGCUGCCCGUUUGUGCCGGCUUGCAGCUUUUCUUUGCACAACCUGAUGCCCUGAAGGGAUCGUUGGGCGUGACGCUGAAGGAAGUGCGUCCGACGUUCUUUUUCGGUGUGCCCCGUGUGUGGGAGAAGAUUGCCGAGAAGAUGUGGUCGAUCGCGGCUCAGACUCAUGGCGUCAAGAAGCGUAUUGCGGCUUGGGCGAAGGACAAGGCUGCUCAGAAAACGGCGCUUGCUCAGUACGGCAAUUCAGGAGGGGCUCCUUGCGGGUUCGGCAUCGCCAACGCCGUUGUGCUCAUGCGCGUGAAAGAGGCGCUUGGUCUGGACCAGUGCAUUGCGAGCUUCAGCGGUGCAGCGCCGAUCAGCCGCGAAGUUGUGGAAUACUUUGGCUCACUGGACUUGCCUAUUUAUGAGUUUUUCGGUCAGAGCGAGAGCAGCGGCCCUCAGACGUGCAGUAUGCAGGGAAACUGGAAGAUCGGUUCGUGUGGUCGUACUAUGGACGGUUCGGAAACCAAGGUUGUGCCGGACACGGCUGAGCUGAUCUUCAGCGGUCGCAACAUCAUGAUGGGCUACCUCAAGGGUGAACAGCAGACUAAAGACACAGUUGAUGAAGACGGCUGGCUCCAUUCUGGCGAUUGCGGCGGUAUCGACGAAGACGGCUUCAUGUCGAUCACGGGACGUAUCAAAGAGCUCAUCAUCACUGCCGGAGGUGAAAACGUCCCGCCUGUCAUUAUCGAGGAUACGAUUAAGGAGGAGCUGCCGCUGUUGUCGAAUGUGAUGGUGGUUGGCGACCGGCGCAAGUUUCUAGCUGCAGUGUUCACGCUGCGUGUGACGGUAGACAAGGAUGGUCAGCCGACGGAUGCGCUGGACGAGAAGGCGCUUAGCGUAAUGAAGGAGAUUGGCAGCUCUGCAACGACAGUAACGGAGGCACGCGUGGACGAGAAGGUAAAAGCACACCUUGACGCCGGUUUGAAGCGUGCCAACAACCGUGCUACAUCGCGUGCGCAGAACGUGGGCAAGUACGUUGUGCUGGACCACGACUUUUCUAUUGCCGGUGAUGAGUUGACGCCCACGCUGAAGUUAAAGCGCAAGGUCGUGCACGAGAAGUACGAGUCGGUGAUCGAGAACUUGUACGCGUAA
Messenger RNA from Hyaloperonospora brassicae, 1941 nucleotides. Lineage: Eukaryota; Oomycota; Peronosporomycetes; Peronosporales; Peronosporaceae. The record is from the annotation of a GenBank genome assembly.